Molecule: messenger RNA, 1694 nt
Organism: Myzus persicae (green peach aphid)
Lineage: Eukaryota; Metazoa; Arthropoda; Insecta; Hemiptera; Aphididae
Product: WD repeat-containing protein 54-like
Exons: 6
Coding region: 458-1501 (347 amino acids)
Molecular function (GO): protein binding
Source: RefSeq, a predicted model, not a curated record
ACAAAAUAUUGUUACAAAAGACGUACUAAAGUAAGGCUAACUAAAGCAGUGUAAUGAUUUAUGAUAAUAAUUUAAUAUGAAUUAUGAAUAUAUAUCCGUGUUCGUACUAAUGAUAUAUUAUGUAUUUUGCUACCCGUCUGUGCGGCGCCGGCGCUUGCAGAGCGCCUAAAAAUUAAAAUGAGUAAAAUCUCAUUAAUAAAUAAAUAAUGUCUACCACGACGUGAAUGAUACCGAAUGACAAAUCAAUAGUCUCGUACGAGUUUACGACUUCCGGACUACAUACAAAUAUAAAAAUAUUAAUAACAAAGUGUAUCCCCAGGACCAGCGAUUAUCGAAUCGAUCGUAAGAUUAUUUAACAGUGAAUAUCUACAAUGAACCCUUUGUCUGCUUAUGUCCCUUGCACAGCUAAUAUCGUAGUAAACUGUAUAGCUCUACUAACUGCACCACUUACUUUAAAAUGUCACAAAUGCACAUGGUAUUACCCGGCACCCACGGACGACAGAUGUUAUACGCAAAGGAAAAACAAAUUUUCGUCAAAGGCACCGUGUCGGCGGUCACGAACAACGUUGCCGUGAACGUCUCCAAGUAUCAAAAAUCGUUACACGGUUUUGCCAUCAUCGACCGGCAAACAAUUCACGUGGUGGGUACAGAAAAUUCCGUGGAUAAUGCAGCUGAUGUUCCACAGUUUUGUCUCGACACGAAGACCAAUGUCACCCAAAUACUCUGGUGCACGCUCGGUUACAUAAAUUGCUUAGUAGUCACUUGUUCAGAAGGUCUGAUUAUUUACGAUUGUGACCAACAGUUCAAACGCAUAUACACGCACAACUGCGAAGAUAAAAAUAUGAAGGAGAAAUAUGCAAAAGGGAUAGCUGCAUUUGAGUGCACUUACCUGUGUGUCGGUAAUAGUAAUGGGUCAAUUAGGGUAUUCGGACCAGAUGAAGAUGGACAAGUGGUGUUUUUAGACAGAAAAUUGUUUCACGGAGCUCCAAUCACAGAUAUGUCGUCUUACAAACACAAUUUAGUGUCUUGUGAUGAGUCCGGUUGUACAGUACUUUCACAAAUUGAUUGCGGAGAACUGAUGAUCAUUGCUCGAUCAAAAGUUUUUGGGGGACAUCCAUGCACUACAACAGAAAUGACCAGAAUUGGAUUAAUGGCCGUAGGUUACGGAUGUGGAACAAUUCGUAUGUUUGAUCCAACUGUCAAACUUGUAAACGAAGAUGCAGAAGAUCAGCUACCAAUGAUGGUCCAAAUGUCUGCACAUGCUAGAUGUGUUACAUCAAUGUCAGCAGCAAGAGAUGUAGAUUUAUUAUUGAGUGUAUCUGAAGACUCAUGGAUUAGAGUUUGGAAAAUCAGCACUACAACGGUUACAUUAGUUUAUUGCUACAUGAAGGAAGAUACUAUGUUUGUGGGAUGCCAAUUCAUCACCAGAAAUGGAUCUAAAUUUUGUACCACGGCAUAUGAUUCACCAUAUAUUACAUGUUACGCAUUAAACCAGUUGUAGGAUAUGUAAUUUUAUUUUAAAAAAUAAACAAAUUAAUGUGUAAAAAAAUUUGAAUUUGAAAGUUUAAAACAAGACAUUGUAUUUAUAUUGUAGAGUGGAGGGCUUAAAUAAUAAUAAAAAAAAUACAUCAGACAUUAUGAAUAUAUAAUUUUAGUAAUUUCAAUAUUCUGGAUUUCUAUAUGCGGAUAACAGA